This is a messenger RNA of Rasamsonia emersonii CBS 393.64, 3504 nucleotides long. RefSeq names its product ATP dependent RNA helicase. The annotation marks the transcript as partial. The record is from RefSeq and is a predicted model, not a curated record. NCBI's taxonomy places the organism in Eukaryota, Fungi, Ascomycota, Eurotiomycetes, Eurotiales, Trichocomaceae. The transcript is spliced from 7 exons. Gene Ontology annotation, molecular function: ATP binding; RNA binding. Gene Ontology annotation, cellular component: intracellular anatomical structure.
AUGCCUCCCAACAAGAAAAAGAAGAAGCCAGCAUCGAACCCUGCGCGGGGCUUUGCAACGGUUUCUGUGCCCUCAAAGCCCAAAAUAACAGAGUCCGCAGGGGCGUCAUCAACAGGAGAGUCAUCAGUGGCCGUCUCGGAGAGCGAGAAGUCAACCGUGUCUGCUGAGACCAAACAGCCUCAGGCUAAUGAAAAGGACAAGAGUCUCCAAGAUUAUUCGCCUGAAGAGCUUGAGCGACACCUGGAAGAGGCAGAACUGCAGUCUCUAGUUGACAAAUACGCAUCCAAAUGUAAAAGUGACUCUGAUCGCCAGGUGUCUAAGCUGGAGACCGAGCGACGAGUGCUGCGACCACAAGCAAAUUUACUAAAUCUCAGCGACUGGCUGCCUCCGGAAAUCCUGGACCGAAUCCUGGAAUUGACUGGGAAGGAGGAUGCGGAGCGCGAUCCAUGUCCAGAGCGUGACAUGAACAGUGCAAAAGAAGAGGAGCUGAGUGUUAGACUCUGGACUCUGAAAGACACACUCGUCAAGCUCGGUUUUCCAGCCUCCCGGGUGGAGGAUUUGCUAAAAUAUAUAAUUGUUUACCAUUCUGGGGUCUCUGCGAGUGGUAACAAGGACGUGGUGCCGAAUAUUGAUGAAUCUCUGGAUUGGCUGGCAUUGCACUGCGAUCCUGAUGAACUGCCACCGUACGAGAGGAACAAGACCCAACUUUCUAGAACGACGAAGACAACCACGUCAUGGAUUACUGAUGAUAAGCAACCACAACCUUCAACUGCGCCUUCUCUUGCUGAAGGCAAUGACAAUCUGGCGAAAGCAAAGAGCGAGACACAGAUUGUCAAUCCCCCAGACCCCAGUCCUGACGAUUCCGAUAGUUCUAUCGACCCAGAGGAUUUAACAGAAGAAUAUGUGGCACUGCAAAGUCGCCUAUAUCAGCUUCGACCUAAAUAUUUUGAUCAGCCGUCCAAGGCUAAGAAUAAAAAGCCGGGACGCGACAAGGGCGACGAAAAUGACACUGACCCUCAAGUAGCAAGAAUCCGACGAAAAAUAGCAAAAAUCGAGAAUGACGCGCUCUUCGACCGUGUAGAAGCUGAAGCCAAAUGGCGAGAUAAACUUAACGAGCUCAGGAAGGAGGCAGCGUUCAUGCGAGAGAAGGAGCGCCAAGUCGAGAAACCAUCAAGUAGUUCAAGAGUCGAAGACCCCCAGUCGGUGGAUGAACCUGAUCCAGGCGAAUUGGGCUUGGCUACUGAUGAUGACAAUGGUGGCCUUUUUGGUGAAAUGUUUGCAGCAGAUACAUCUGUGACUGAGCCUUUGUCGAUAGCAGAAUCCACGAGUCAUGACGUUCUCAUUCGGGAUUUCGGGAAACCAAGCGGUUUAAGUCCUCGAAGAGUGCUGGAAGAGACAUGCAAGGCGAGGUAUCCUUUACAUUUUUGCGAUAAACAUAUGGACAUAUCAUCAUCGACAUAUUCAAACCGAAAAGCCGCUGAGGUGCAAUGGUCCAAACCGCAAGAUGUGCCGCUCCCUCUUUCGUUGGAUAGAGUCACCAUCAAGUCAAAUCCAUUUACGGUAUUUGUAUCCAUGGAUUCCAUCGCAACUCCGACGGGUCUGCAGGCAGAAGGUUAUGUAUCGACACUUGCUCUUUUCCUCAUCUCUGCGUCGAAUUCGAAGGAGAGCAAAUCCUACCUGCGGCUUCCAGCAGCAUGGAGAGAGUUGUGGACUGAAUUCGUCGAAACAAAGAAACAGCAGGAGGACGAAGCUGAUAGAGAAACUAUACGAAGCCUUAAAAAGCUUGUUCAAGAGAAUGUUGGAAAAUUUGAAGAUGACGUUGUACUAGCUGACAAUUUCAGGAAGCGGAAUGGAAAUGCUAAACAGGUCGAGGCCGUGGAAAGAGCUCAACCCGCAGAUACGAAUAUGUCCGCCGACUACUUGACCAAACUCUGGCUGGACAAGGCCUCUAGUGCUGCAUUCCAGAACAUGGUAGUAUCUAGGAUGAACUUGCCUGUAUGGGGAUAUAAGCAGGAGAUACUUGAUACACUUGCAGCACAUCAGGCCUUGAUCAUAUGCAGCGAGACGGGUAGUGGCAAGAGUACACAAAUACCGUCUUUCAUUCUGGAGAAUGAACUUUUAAACGGUCGUGAGUGUAAAAUAUAUGUCACAGAGCCCCGCCGGAUUUCAGCAAUAUCCUUGGCGCGGAGAGUCAGUGAGGAAUUGGGUGAGAGGAGCAGCGACGUUGGGACAAAUCGAUCGCUUGUUGGAUAUGCCAUCAGGUUGGAAAGCAAAGUCAGCCAAUCCACCAGAUUGAUCUAUGCGACGACGGGAGUUGUCGUGCGAAUGCUAGAGCGUCCUGGCGAUUUACAGGACAUUACCCACAUUGUAUUGGACGAAGUCCAUGAGCGGACCAUUGACAGUGACUUUCUGCUUAUAGUACUUCGAAGACUGCUGAUUCAACGACCAGAACUGAAGGUCGUCUUGAUGUCUGCCACUGUCGACGCUCGACGCUUUUCGACUUAUCUUGGUGGAGCUCCGAUUCUCAACAUCCCUGGUCGAACGUUUCCCGUUGAGGUCAAGUAUCUCGAGGACGCCAUUGAAUUGACAAACCACCGCCUCGACGACCGUCAAUCGAUUUCCUCGUUUGAUGACGAUGACGACGGAUAUUCCUCAGACGGACACCGUAAUGACGCUGUGCCGAGGAGCCUCAGGGCGACACUCGACGGAUACUCCAACCAAACGAGGGAAACGGUUUUGAAAUUCGAUGAAUAUCGUCUUGAUUAUGGCUUGAUUACGAAACUCUUGGUUAAGAUUGCAACGAAACCGGAGCUGAGUCAAUACAGCAGAGCUAUCUUGGUUUUCAUGCCUGGGUUGGCUGAAAUCCGUCGACUUCACGAUGAGAUUACAGCCGACCCUGCUUUUGAGCACGGUUGGAUCAUUCACACGCUUCACUCGUCGAUUGCCAGUGAGGAUCAGGAGAAAGCUUUCCUCGUUCCGCCCGAGGGAAUGCGGAAGAUCGUUAUCGCGACCAACAUUGCAGAAACCGGUAUCACUAUUCCGGACAUUACUGCGGUUAUCGAUGCAGGUAAAGAGAAAGUGAUGAGAUUCGAUGAGAGACGCCAACUUUCAAGGCUGGUGGAGUCAUUUAUUUCACGAGCAAAUGCAAAGCAGCGUCGAGGGAGAGCAGGUCGAGUCCAAGAGGGUAUCUGCUUCCAUCUCUUCACCAGAUACCGUUAUGAAAAUCAGCUGGCAGAGCAACAAACACCUGAGAUGCUCCGACUGUCACUGCAAGACCUGGUACUGCGUGUCAAGAUUUGCAACUUGGGUGACGUCGAGCAGACGCUUCUUGAGGCGCUGGAUCCGCCCUCGGCGAAGAAUAUACGACGGGCGAUCGAUUCGCUGAAGGAGGUGAAAGCACUGACGAAUUCGGAGAGCCUGACGUCGCUGGGGAAGCAGCUCGCCAAGCUUCCACUGGACGUGUUUCUCGGAAAGCUCAUCAUCUACGGGACGAUUUUCAAAUGC